CGACUGAGUAAUAAUCUGGUAAUGAGCGACGUCAAGUUUCAUUUCAUGGCAGUUUCGUAUUGACAUUUGAAUUGACAUUCCUCUACCUUUCUCGUUUCGAAAAUGAACAUUUGUUCACGUGAUUAUCACCGUAAUUACUCCUCUCCCGUUUUCGCAACUGAGGUAAUUCUGUUGACGGUCAAUAAUUCUGGAAUAAUGUCUUAACAAUGCUCUGACUUAACCUCUCUUGCUAACAACUGCCAAACUGAUGCAGAAGAAAGCAAAUAAUUAACGAAGGAUACGCGAGUAGGGACGAUCGUACAUACAAGUCCUCUCCCGAUCUUUCGUAUUGCCCAAAUGGAUACUCAAACAGAUGUCAAUCUACCGCGACCGCAAAUGGCGUUGCGAAAUAUGAACUCUGGCAAUAUAUUUUACAUGCCUUUAACGUCGUUCGCAGAAAUGUGGUAUCAGAUAUUUCUCUGGGCUCUGUUCUCCUCGAUAUUCGUGCACACGAUCGCUGGCGCGAUUUGCUUCGCUACUUUGCGACAGCACAAAUACGGCAAAUUCUUCCCACUGCUUAUCAUAAUAAUGGGCGUGUUAUUGCCACUGACGUCGGGUGUCGUCAGCUCGGCGGCAGUUGCCUUUGUGUAUAGAGCAUCCGGCUAUCAAAUGCCACCUCUGUACGCAUUGUUUUGGGGUAUCGGGCAGACUGUGGUACCGGUAUGCGUCGGAUUCACGCGAAUCUUAGCGACUUUGUAACCCUGUGUUACAAAAACUGCACUUGUGAUAUUUACGUGUACAUAUAAGAGUGGCAGUCAUGUUUUUUUUAAGUUAUACAUAUGUACAUAUAUAGAUAAGUCCAUCAUUGUGGGCAUUUAGCUGUAUCGAUAUAUAUUAGUGAGCUGAUUGUAAAAAUGAUAGUGAUCAUAAUAUGUUACCGAAGAGAUAAAUUAUUCGGAGAAUUUUGUAACAA
Molecule: messenger RNA, 952 nt
Organism: Wasmannia auropunctata (little fire ant)
Lineage: Eukaryota; Metazoa; Arthropoda; Insecta; Hymenoptera; Formicidae
Product: transmembrane protein 170B
Exons: 3
Coding region: 337-738 (133 amino acids)
Source: RefSeq, a predicted model, not a curated record